AUGGGCCAAGCUGCAAAUCUGCCCUGCAGGAGAGGAGAGGCCUAUGUUACUGAGCUGUACGAGUGGUUCAGGAAGUUUAUGCAUGAAUGUCCCAGCGGGCAGAUCACUCUACAUGAGUUUCAGAGGCAUUUCUGCAAUGGGACUGUGGGCAGUGAGUCAGCUGAGUAUGCAGAGCAGGUAUUCCGCACGCUGGACAAUAAUGGGGACGGGGUGGUGGAUUUCAGGGAGUACGUGAUGGCCAUCAGUUUGCUGAUUGACGGUUCAGCUGUGGACAAACUGGGCUGGUCAUUCAAGCUUUAUGACAAAGACCGAGACGGAGCCAUAACAAAGGAGGAAAUGCUGGAGAUCAUGCAGGCAGUUAAUAAGAUGAGCGUAGCUGCUGCUUUGACCAAGCCCAACCCACUCACAGCUGAAGAAUGUACCAACAGGAUAUUUGUGAGAUUAGAUAAAGACAAUAACGCCAACAUCAGUCUGGAGGAGUUCAUAGAGGGAGCGCUGGACGAUGAUUGGAUCAGAGAGAUGCUGGAAUGUGACCCCAGCACCGUGAAGGUGGAGAGGCCUGUGAGGAGCGACUCUGCUUUGGGGACCCACGGUUGACCUGCGGUGGGGUGUUCGAUUCACUGAGUGCAGAGAAAUGAUCACACUGAAAUUUCCAUAAAUCUUUGCAACACAGUUUCUAUUUGCUGUGACAUAUGAUAUCGUUGUCACUCGGGAAAAUUCACCGAAGACACUGGGGAGCACCAGAAA
Limanda limanda (common dab) is the source of this 747-nucleotide messenger RNA. RefSeq lists its product as uncharacterized. Gene Ontology annotation, molecular function: calcium ion binding. The record is from RefSeq and is a predicted model, not a curated record. The coding region runs from base 1 to 597 and encodes 198 amino acids. The transcript is spliced from 5 exons. NCBI's taxonomy places the organism in Eukaryota, Metazoa, Chordata, Actinopteri, Pleuronectiformes, Pleuronectidae.